AUGUCACUGUGACUUUUGUCAGUUUAUUUUUGUUUUGAUUCUUUCUAGGCUGUAUAAUUGAACUCCAGUUAUUAAUUUGCAAAACACCUUUUUCCUUCAUAUUCAUUUUUGAAAAUGAGUCGCAGAAAACGAGCGAAGGUUGAGACCCGGGAAUUAGAAGAGAAAUUAAAACAAGAUGAUUCGGAAUCUGAUCAGUCUGAGAAGAGUAAGAUUACCUCGUCUAGCCCGACGUCAGUUGGAGGUCGGCGGGAGUCAUCUUCGAGCCGUACAGCCGAUGCUAAAGACAAAAAGGAGGAGUCGAAAACUGAAGACACCAAAAAUGAUGAUAUUGAAGAAAUUAAUUACAAAGAAAUGCUUAAUAGUUUAGAAGGAGCAGCAUUUCAAUCACGACUGCCGUUUGACAAGAUGUCAUCAUUGGAAGCUGAGUGUUUCUCAGAUUUGGUGGGACCAUCAAGCCAUACUUUUGUACAGAUAAGAAACCGCAUACUGAAGUUAUGGUUUGAAGAUCCUAAGAAGCAAUUGACUCAAGAACUUGCUGUGCAGAAGAUGGAAGCACCAUACAAUGGAGACCCUGCACUGGUGAUGAGGACUCAUGCAUUCUUAGAAAGACAUGGGUUUAUAAACUAUGGUAUUUAUGAGCGUACUACACCAAUUCCAACUCCGCCUAAAGGGAAGCAGAGACCAAAAGUCAUCAUCAUUGGAGCUGGAGUUUCUGGUCUGGCUGCUGCCCGCCAGUUGCUUUCGUUUGGCUGCGAAGUAGUUAUACUGGAGGGCAGGGACAGAGUUGGAGGAAGGAUUGUGACAUACCGAAAAGGCCCUUAUGUGGCUGACUUAGGCGCUAUGGUGGUGACUGGUUUGGGAGGUAAUCCUGUGACUACUCUCUCUGUACAAAUGAAUAUGGAACUGCAUAAGAUCAAACAGAAAUGCCCUCUUUACGAAGCAACGGGAAAUCAAGUACCAAAACAUAAAGAUGAAAUGGUGGAACGUGAAUUUAACAGACUUCUUGAUGCUACGUCCUAUCUGUCACACCAAGUGGAUUUCAACUAUUAUAACGACACGCCCGUCUCUCUAGGCCAAGCAUUGGAAUGGGUAAUCAAACUACAGCAGAAGAAUGUCAAGCACAAACAGAUACAACAUCACAAGGCUCUUAUAACUUUGCAAGAAAGACUGAAGACUAAUAUUAAUAAAAUGUCGGAUUUGAAGGAACUUUUAAAUUCAAUGAAGACAGAGAAGGAUGCUUUGCUCGUAGAGAGAGAUAAGGGUGUGACGGGGGACGCCAGUAUCCUGCAAGAGUUCAAUCUGCGUCGCCUCAACAGAGAGAUGAACCUGCUUUGUAAUGAAUACGACGCGCUCGUGUCAACUAACAGUACGGUCGAGGAAAAGAUAGCGCAGCUUGAAACUAAUCCGCCAAGUUCGGUGUAUCUGUCGGUGCGCGAUCGACAAAUCCUGGACUGGCAUUUCGCUAACUUGGAGUUCGCGAACGCUACUCCGCUGGGCAACUUGUCGCUGAAGCAUUGGGACCAAGACGACGACUUCGAAUUCACCGGGAACCAUCUAACAGGUAAGUGGGCGGAGAACUGCUUGGGUAACCGAGAGAUGGUUCGACUGAUACAUCUUCAAAACGCAUACGCAAUACCUACCAUUUUCAUCAUCGUAAUGUCAGAUAUUCACGCUUGAUCUUUAAAGCCUCGAAACAAAAGUUUAUUGAAAAUAUCCGUCGAUGGGAAAAUUACAUUUUUAUAGGCCGUUUACGCUGUCGAAGAUUUUCAAAAUCGCGUGUUUACACAGGCGCUAAAAUUUCAUCAGCAACAAGGGAUCACUCGAUAGAAUAUCCUCCCUAGUUGAAUUAUGUAAGCUCGUGCUUUGAUAUGAUAAGGCGAGGGAGCGAUCGGAGCCAGUGCUCUCAUUGUGUUGGCCAUAAUCUUGCGUAUCGCGUAGGACUCGUGUCGGAAUGCGAGUUUAUUUUAAUAUUUAAUAACUCCCGGGCGGGCAAAGAUACCGUCUUCUCAGAGGCGAUUCUCUGCUCGUUUUUCCUCUGUUAUCGCAUUGCUUUUGUGUCACGCUUUCGCUCUUAUUCGUUUUACUUAAUCACGCCGCUGAUCAGCUCGAGUGGUUGGUCGGGUUCGCAAAUCAGAUCGAUACUCAUUUUACUUUAUAACUUUUUUGAAAGAUUAAGUGAAAAUACGUAUGGCCUUCACUCAAUUAACAGUCGAUAAAUAAUAAAGCUAAAGUAAAUAAUACGCAAUACAAAUAAGGCACCUAUUGUACACUCAGAAAUAAAUUGUAAACAUAAUUACAGGGCAUCACGAGUGCGCGCCAAAGCCUUGGAGAGCGCCAUCAGUUUCUUUGAGCUGUUAAAUUUGACGCCUCCCUACAUAAAUUGUUGGAAAGAGCGCCGAGCGCACGUGACGCGCAAAUAAAAAUACUAAUUCAAGUGGGAAUUUAUCAUCUAAUUGUUUUGUAUUUAUGAGCUCGCCGGCACAUUGUUGUGCGGCGAUAGCUGCAACCGCCCGACGCCCCACAUAAAGCAGAGUAACGAACGCAGGUACUUUAGAUGGCUUCGGUUAACGUCGUGACUAGCACUAUUAACCUGAUGUUAAUAUAUUUCGGCUCAGAUUACGUUUUACUUUUCAGCUUGUCACAGUAAACCUCGGUCGCUAGGGCGCAACCUUAGGUGCGCAUUAAUUUAUCAAGCAAGCUUUUACCAUAAUGAUGGUCGUGGCUGAAACUAGGUCAGGCAAGUCAUCUGAAUCCAACGAGUACUUUUUAAUUCUGCUCGGUUGCACGCAUAUCUCUAUUUCUUCGUAUUAUUUAUUUUGCACUGUAUUUAUUAUUAUUUACCUUGUGUACGGGGACGUCAAGGCUGUUAGACGUUACAGAUAAAAAGCGUGCCCAAGAAGCUACCCUCGACGUUUUUGGUGGUUUUUGAAACUGCGCCAACGAUUUAUUUGUUGUCUGCUUUACCCUUCUGGCGCCGUCGAUUCGGAAGGAAACACUUCACUUUAAUAUUUUUUUACUCUCAACCUCCGGAAUUGAUUAAACGUGAAGAAUUUAAUGUGGCGCAACGUCGAUCGCCGAUCCCGGAGUCGAUUGCGAAUCUGGCGUGGGAAAAUAGGCUUUAUUGAGUAUUUAUGGAAGUUAAACAUUUUGGGAUUCUAGUGUAUUGGUUUCCUCUUGUAAUCGCCGUUAAUUUAAGUCUUGAUUUACAUAACGUGCAGGUUGAUGUAGAAUUGAAUGUUCUUCUUUUAUAGUUAAUUUUUAUAAACAAGACAAAAUUUACUGUAGAUAGGUUAAUCAUUCUACUUCCCAGCUAUUAGAUUGAAAUGAUUCUAUUAUGAAGAUGAUAGACAUGGUGGUCGCGUGUAGUAAAAAUAGCACGGUUGUUAAGCACGAGGCUCUUGUAAGUAAAGAUAACGUUCAUGAAUGAGUGACAAACAAAUUGUCUGUCAGUCAAACGAUUGCCGCCGGCAUUGUCUGAACGCAAACGAGUUUUAUUAUUAUAAUUUUAGAAACAUGGUUACAACUCAAUAUACAA
Messenger RNA from Trichoplusia ni (cabbage looper), 3535 nucleotides. RefSeq names its product lysine-specific histone demethylase 1A-like (gene Su(var)3-3). The record is from RefSeq and is a predicted model, not a curated record. Bases 115 to 1677 code for a protein of 520 amino acids. Gene Ontology annotation, molecular function: protein binding; oxidoreductase activity. NCBI's taxonomy places the organism in Eukaryota, Metazoa, Arthropoda, Insecta, Lepidoptera, Noctuidae. The transcript is spliced from 11 exons.